Messenger RNA from Panicum virgatum (switchgrass), 1053 nucleotides. Its product is annotated as major allergen Dau c 1-like. The transcript has 2 exons. Gene Ontology annotation, cellular component: cytoplasm; nucleus. Gene Ontology annotation, molecular function: signaling receptor activity; abscisic acid binding; protein phosphatase inhibitor activity. Lineage: Eukaryota; Viridiplantae; Streptophyta; Magnoliopsida; Poales; Poaceae. Gene Ontology annotation, biological process: abscisic acid-activated signaling pathway; defense response. The record is from RefSeq and is a predicted model, not a curated record. Bases 309 to 794 code for a protein of 161 amino acids.
AUUUUGCUUCCUGCUUGCUAGUCUCUGAAAACAAAAAUCUCUACAAAUAAAACUCCAAGCGUUCAUUCUUCAACGCUUCUAGAGCACAUCCAGGUCUGAAUUUUCCUGGUCCAAAACAUGUGAUCUCCGCAGUCUCUGAAUUCCACACCAGCCAACAACCCGGUCCACUCUUGCUUGCGCGCCCCGGCCGCCACAUCUAUAUAUAAGUAACCUUGAUGCUUCACCGUUCAGCACACACACAAUCACCCAACAAAGACUCUCAUCAGUGACCAGUAAGUCUUCAGUUCUUCAACCGACUUGUAGCCACCAUGGUUGUCGGCAAAGUCACACUGGAGUACUCGGUGGCCGUGUCGGUCGAGCUGCUGUGGAAGGUGGUCUUCUCCGGCGACGUGUCCAUCCUCACCAAGGCCUGCGUCGGAAUGAUCGACGCAGUAGAGGUCGAAGGCGACGGCGGGCCUGGGAGCGUCACCACCAUGAAGCUCAACCCUGCUGUGGGCGACGCAAAGGUGUUCAAGACCAAGCUCCUGUCCCGCGAUGCGGCGGCGCGCGUGGUGAAGUCGGAGAUGGUGGUGGAGGGCAGCGAGCUGGCCGUGAAGUAUAAGUCGCAGGUAUCCGAGGUGAAGGUGGUGCCGGCCGGCGAGGGCGCUAGCGUGGUGCACAUGACGGUGGAGUAUGAGCUGGUGGACAGCACGCUGCUGCCGCCGGAGGAGGAGGCCAGGAUUGGGCAGGGCUACCUCGGCCUCAUCAAGAAGGUGGAGGAGUACCUCGUCGCACACCCCAGCGAGUUCGCCUAAAGCUACCAUAAGCAUCAUCGUGGCCAUGGGGCUAGAGAAAUCCGUGUUAAAUAAUGAUGGUGAUCAUGCCAUGGGUAUGUUCUUGAUUUGAAAAUCGGAAUAACGAGAGGAAAUGAUCCUCUGCCUGGUCGGUCGAUUGUGCUUGUGUGGUUGUAGGGAAACAACAGUUUCAGUUUUUGUGAGAACACUUUAUGUUCUAUGUUCUUUUUUUUGGUGCGUGUCACCUGCGAGUCAAUACCAGUUUGUAUGUCUUCCUCCA